AUGGCAGAUCUAUAUCCUCUUCCCUCUGAAGAUCAUUUGCGGUCAUUGUAUGUAGGACGAUCACUUGAUGGGAUCCCAACCCCAGCAGCGAUCAUCGAUCAGGCGAAAGCUCGUCAUAAUUGCCAUCUACUCCUUGAUGCUAUUAAAGCUGCGGGUGUUAGCUUUCGAGCUCAUGUGAAGACGCACAAGACUACUCAACUGACUCGUCUCCAAGUGGGAGCGGAUUGCAAAGAUGUCAGACUAGUGGUCUCUACGCUGAUGGAGGCAGAACAGCUGGUGCCGCUUUUGCUCGAGUACAAGAGCCGAGGAGCGGCUGUCAAUGUGCUUUAUGGUGUGCCAUUAGGACCGUCACAGGCGGAACGAUUCGGUGCGGUGGGUAAGACGAUGGGAGAGGGUAGCAUUGCUGCCAUGGUCGACGAUAUUGGCCAACUUCCUGCUUUGACAGUUAUCAAGCACUUUGCCGGAUUUGCACCCGCAGUUUUUGUGAAGAUCGACACUGGCUAUCACAGGGCAGGUCGUGCACCUGGGUCGUACACUUUGAACACGCUGCUAGAGCAGAUUGAUGUAGGCGAAGAUGCGGGCAAUUGUGUUUUCAAAGGAUACUAUAGUCAUGCCAGCGAUAGCUAUGGAAACAACACCCCACAAGAAGCAAUAACUCGGUUAAUGGAAGAGAUAGAACUGUGUGGAGUUGCAGGUAGGAGCCUAUCUUUAUCCCGCAAGUAUGGCAGAAGACCUGUGAUAUCGGUCGGAGCUUCACCAACUGCGGUAUCUGUUCAAAACAUUGAAACUGGAUCCGUAGAUGUCGAAAUUGCAGGCAAAUGGAAGGAACUUCUCAAAAACGAGCAAUGUCAUUUCGAGGUGGAAAUCCAUAGUGGUGUCUACCCACUGCUAGACAUGCAACAAAUUGCCACCAAUGCAAGACCGUUUCAAGGCGACCCUCAUGAUUCAAUCGCUUUGACGGUCCUGGCUGAAGUUCGCAGUCUGUACUCGGAACGUAAGCCACAGGAGGCUCUCAUGGCGGCUGGUACCCUCGUCUUGGGAAGAGAGCCAUGCAAAUCAUACAGUGGUUGGGGUGUUCUGACACCGGACGGACCCGAGGAAGAUCAAGUGACAAAUGGCAGAAUUGUGGUCAGUCGAAUUAGCCAGGAGCAUGGGAUUCUGUCAUUCGAGAAUGGUGGCCUCGAUCGCGCAUUGCCUCUUUGGGUGGGGCAGAAUGUCAGGAUUUGGCCAAAUCAUGCUUGCAUUGCUGGUGCUGGUUUUAAUUGGUACUUCAUAGUUGACUCGAGCUCAGAGUCCCCAAAUCGUGUCAUUGACAUCUGGGUUCGUUGGCGCGGAUGGUAA
Endocarpon pusillum Z07020 is the source of this 1341-nucleotide messenger RNA. RefSeq lists its product as uncharacterized. The transcript is spliced from 2 exons. The coding region runs from base 1 to 1341 and encodes 446 amino acids. Gene Ontology annotation, biological process: D-serine catabolic process. Gene Ontology annotation, molecular function: D-serine ammonia-lyase activity. The record is from RefSeq and is a predicted model, not a curated record. Lineage: Eukaryota; Fungi; Ascomycota; Eurotiomycetes; Verrucariales; Verrucariaceae.